ACAUGGGACUCGAGAUCAAGGAAAAAAAUGAGAGGAUUAAGAGCCAGAGAAGCAAUGUUCACACACAGGACCAGCCAGCAGACGGAGGACAUUCCAACCAGUAAGGUGUCCUGUGGCCUGACCCCACAAAAUGCCAAGAGAAGAUGCUCACUUCAUUUAUGGUUACCCCAGGAAGGGGCAUGGCCACUCCUACAUCACAGCUGAAGGGGCUGCAGGGAUUGGCAUCCUGACAGUGGUCCUGGGAAUUUUAUUGCUCAUCGGCUGCUGGUAUUGUAGAAGACGAAGCGGAUACAGAAGCUUAAAGGAUAAAAAUAUUCACACUGGUACUCAAAGUCCCUUAACAGGAAGAUGUUCACAUGAGGCACUUGGUCACCAGGACAGCAAACUGCCUUUUCAAGAAAACAAUUGUGAACCUGUGGUUCCUAAUGCUCCGCCUGCCUAUGAGAAAGUCUAUGCCCAACAGUCACCACCAGCAUACUCACCAUGAGAGUCAGCAAGCCCGCCGAGAGGCUGAAAUGACUUCCUGCACACUCUUACAUUUAGCAUGGGCAUCGAAUGUGCUGCUUCGGAAUGCUGUGGAAACAGUACAUCAACUCUAAUAAUAAGCGUAGUGUUAAAUUCUUAGUAGAGCAACUAGCAAUACUAAUUGAGGAAAUGAAAGUACUAAAAUGGGAAAACUUUGUCAAUAAAUGUAAUAAAUGAUACUGUUUCAGGGUAAUGCUAAUAAAUUUAUAGUGUUAUUUUCUGAGGGAUAGAAUUUCCUGUGUGUUCUGGGACCAUCCAGUUUCAUUUUAGCUGAAAUUUGGCUAAUUACUAACAAACCACUACUCUUAUUUUUGAAGAAGCUCUCAAUCAACAGGAGUCCAACAGGUUUGUUGCAGAUGAGUAUCAGCUACGGACUGCUCACAAAGAGCCAGAUUCAUCUGAUCAGGAAAGUAUGUCGCUUUGUGUUCUAAAAUUCCGUGAUGCUAUAAUACACCACAGAGAUUCUGUAUCUUAAUACAUAUAAUAUAGUUCUAAUGAUAUGAUAUUUCACUUCAAGGCUCAAUGCUAUCAUAAUAAUUAAGGACAAUAAUUUUCCAUUAAACAAGAAGGUAGUAUAAGGAUUUAAACAAGUAAAAGCUAACAUAAUUUGGCACAGCCUUAAAUGUCCCAGUGACAGUUUAGCUCCUUUGGGUUCCCAAAUCCCUCUCAAAAGAACACACAGAAGAAAUUAUAAAGAUCAGAGAUUCUGGAACGGUACUGUUAUUUGCAUAGCAACACGAUAAUUUUUUGUUGUUGACAUUUACAUAUCACCUAUACUAUUACUUAUCUAAUUCCUUUUUUUUCAGCCAGCUCAUUCAAUUUUUGGGGCCAAAAUUUUUACCAUCACCCUAAAUGGAAAAUCA
This is a messenger RNA of Manis javanica (Malayan pangolin), 1388 nucleotides long. It is a transcript of the gene MLANA, whose product is annotated as melan-A. Gene Ontology annotation, cellular component: trans-Golgi network; melanosome; endoplasmic reticulum membrane. The record is from RefSeq and is a predicted model, not a curated record. NCBI's taxonomy places the organism in Eukaryota, Metazoa, Chordata, Mammalia, Pholidota, Manidae.